Theileria equi strain WA is the source of this 2706-nucleotide messenger RNA. Its product is annotated as DNA replication licensing factor family member. The record is from RefSeq and is a predicted model, not a curated record. Gene Ontology annotation, molecular function: ATP binding; single-stranded DNA binding; single-stranded DNA helicase activity. Bases 1 to 2706 code for a protein of 901 amino acids. Gene Ontology annotation, cellular component: MCM complex; nucleus. Lineage: Eukaryota; Apicomplexa; Aconoidasida; Piroplasmida; Theileriidae. The transcript has 3 exons. Gene Ontology annotation, biological process: double-strand break repair via homologous recombination.
AUGUCAGAUUUCAUAGAUUACUUUAUUAAUGAUGAGUACUCCCUAAAACAAGUUUUACAUCACAUAUCUCUUAAGCCUUCCAACGAAAGUGCUCUAAUGAAGUGUACCUCAUUGGAUUCCACGCAGGCUUUACAUUCCAAUGGAACCCUUCGCUAUGAUGAAGCUUCCGGCCAAAAUAGUUACUCAACGGAACUUGUAGAGUAUACAAAUACAAGGGAACCAACCUAUUGUAGAAUGGUUAAUGAUGAGUCUCUGGAAUUAUACGAAAGACUAAUAGGGGUAACUAACAUUGAUGAAAUAAGCAAGGAUAUCGACAAUGAACUCUCGGGUCAUUAUUGUAAAAUAAACCAAUAUCAGAGCUUUUUUAUAGAUGUUACUAAACUUUUAAUAAAUAUGCCAAAAUUAGGCUACGAUUUAAUGGCUAGUCCACAAGUCAUACUGAAUAUGCUGGAUCAUGUUAUAAUUCCCAUCCUCUAUUCUAUGGUGGAAAAUAUAUGUAUUCAAUAUAACGUUAGUGACGUGUCCUCUGUAACGAAGUUCUACAGGACUAUACCAUGCCAUUUGUCAUAUAUGUUUAGAUCUAAGAAUGUUUCAAAUAUCCUACAAAAUGCACUUGAUAGAUUGGAUAUAAACAACAUGGGAAUUUAUGCUAACAAUUUCUCCAAUAACAAACCGUUUAAAUUUAAUAUUACUACGAGACUGAAAAAUGUUGUGCCAACUGCAGAUGUAUGGAGACAAUCAGUUAACGAGAUUCAAGAUGAUGACGUUGGUCAUAUGAUUACAGUGACCGCCACGGUCAUUUUAACUGGUGUAAUGAAUGUUUUAGAAGAAGAAAGGGAGUAUGUUUGCAAAAAAUGUAACAAAUCAUUCAUUUGUAAAAGUCUUCCGGAAUCGAAUUUUUUCGUUAAUAUACCAGUAAAAUGUCCGAACUUUACUGGACUGUCCGGUAAUAAUGGACAAAAAUGUGAUGGCACCUUAUUUGUAAAAGGAAUUUACAAUAGACGAUCUGAUUACCAAGAAAUUAGGUGUCAAUCCGUCUUCAAUCCAACGAACUAUAUGAACGUGAAUUCAAUUAUGCCAGCGGUAUUGAGAAGAGAAAUUGCCGGUACAUGUUUUCCUGGUGAUAUUGUACAUAUGGUUGCAUUUGUUCGUCGAAGAUGGAAAAAACUAAAGCGUGGAGAAAGAUGUGAUUCUGAAAUAUUUUUGGAUGUUAUCAACUUGGACAUUGUUAAUUGGAAAAGUUUGAAUAGUGUUAAUGUAUGUGAAGUAUUUAAAGCCAAUUUAUAUGAAAGAUUCUGGUCGGUCAACAGAUAUUACGAAGUUAAUGCACGAAAUUCUAUUAUAGAUGGAUUUUGCCCAUCAUUAGUAGAUUUGGAUAAUGCUAAAUUGGCUCUGAUAUUAACAAUCAUUGGUGGGUUUUCCGUUGACAGUGUACUAGAGGAAUGUAAGGAUAAUAGGUGGUCUAAGUAUGCUGAUAAAAGAAAUGAGCUAAAAAUAUCGCUUAACUCAAGCAGUUCUAAAGAUGGGUGUUCGGUCAAAAAGAAAAAAGGAUCAAGAACACAAUGCCACAUUUUGUUUGUGGGUGAUCCCGGGACUGGCAAAUCACAGUUACUGAAGCACGCUGGAAAUUUAUCAUUUAAACACGUUUCUGUAUCAGGUACAAACUGUACUUCUGUUGGAUUAACAUGUACAUUGGUACGUGAUGGUCCAGAGGUCAUGCUUGCUGCAGGUGCUCUAGUGCUAGCAGCUGGUGGAGUUUGUAGUAUUGAUGAAUUCUCUUCAAUACGUGCUGAAGAUAAGUCCUGUCUUCAUGAGGCUAUGGAACAACAAAUAAUUUCUGUAGCAAAGGCUGGUAUAAAGUGCACCUUGAAUUGUCAAUGUACAAUAGUUGCUGCAUCGAACGUCAAAUUCUCCAAGAAUAAAUCGAUUUCGUCUGUAAUUGGUAGAGAAGUAGGAUCAUCUUUUGAUAAUACAAAGAUUCUGAAUAUAAACGUUCCAUUACCAUUAUUAUCUAGAUUCGAUCUGAUAAUGGUAUUCACUGACAAUUCUACAAAUGACAUUGAUUUAACUGAAUUCUUACUUAGCGAACCCACUAAACAAAAGGUUGUUUAUGAUGAACAUGAUCAACCUAUACUGGACUGGUCGGUUGGGUCGACAGUAAAGGACUAUGUAAACUUUGUAAAGGAAAACAUUUUCCCAUCAUUAACAAGUUCAUCAAAGGCACUAAUAGACUCUUAUUACAUGGAAUUGCGGAAAUGCUCCAUGGAAUCAAAGUAUGGAGGUGGACCCACUGUUAGAACAAUAGAGAGCUUGGUUCGACUGUCACAAGCACAUGCUAGGUUAAUGUUUAGAAAUAUAGUAACACUAUUCGACAUUGUUUCUGUGAUCUGGAUAUUGGAAUUUGGCUUACAAGGGUUUAGUAUAGGUUGUAACAAUGGAAAUGAACAAAUUUUAGAUCGUCAAGGACUAUUUCCAAACAUCAAGCAAAUUUUCAAUAGCUACACAGAAGAUACAUCUGAUGAAUCUCUUAUUUUUAUUGGUAACAAAAGGAUUUGUUACAAAAUAACCAAUGGUAUUCAAACAGAAGGCAUGUACGAUUUCUUUGAAAGCUUACUCCUUUCAAGACUAUCAUUAAAAAAGGUAAAAUCGCGCUUGGAAGAAGAUGGAAUUGCCUUGAUUCCAGAAGGAGAAAACCAAGCAUAUUGA